CCGCGCUCGGUUCCUGCCGCCCGCGCUGGCGCCCCCUGUCAUGGCGGCGCCCAUGGAGGAGACACGUGGCCUGUUCGGCCAGGGGGUCCGGGCGGUGCUGGGCAGCUGGGCCGCGCUGCAGAUCGCGGUGGAACAUGGCUUCGGCGGUGCUCACGGCCGGGAGAAGGCCGAGUGGAUGGUGGGUGCGGUGGAGCAGUAUUUCCACAGCAACGCGGCCCUGGAGCCGGAUGAGGUGGAGGAUUUCCUCGCUGAGGUGCUGAACAACGAAUUCGACACCAUCAUUGAGGAUGGCAGCUUGGCUGAGGUGAGCCAGCAGCUCCAGUCGCUCUUUGCUCACUGCCAGCUUGGCGAGGGGCCGGCCCUGGCAGAAGCCAUCGCCCGGCUCACACAGUGGCAGCAGGAGGUGGGCAGGGCAGCCACCCAGGCCCGACCCGCCGAGGGGAGCAGCAGCGAGGAGGAGGAGAGGCCGGAGGAGGUGAUGGACUGCAGCAGCCCCGGGCCCCCCCCGGACCCUCCCCCGGCAGAGGACGGCUGGACACUCGUACAGAAGAAAAAGAAAUGAGGGGAGACCCCCCCUGGAAUGAGGGGGCUUCGUGGCAGGGGAAUAAACACGGUGUAGCUACAAAGUGUUGCUAUGGCAACAGUUGUGGGGGAAUCCCCGGAGCGGAGGAGAGUGUUAGUCUGGUGGGGGGGAGAAGCCAGUGCCCUCCAGAGGGGAUGUGCCCCAUUCCCUGCCCCCCUGAGCCAGCCAGUCCCCCCCCCAGGGCUGGAUGGGAGGGGACACCCCCCUAAUCCCUGCCCCCCUGAGCCAGCCAGUCCCCGCCCCAGUGCUGGAUGGGAGGGGACACCCCCCUAAUCCCUGCCCCCCUGAGCCAGCCAAUCCCCUCCCAGGGCUAGAUGGGAGGGGACACCCCCCUAAUCCCUGCCCCCCUGAGCCAGCCAAUCCCCCCCCCCCAGGGCUGGAUGGGAGGGGACACCCCCCAGUCCCUGCCCCCCUGAGCCAGCCAGUCCCCGCCCUAGGGCUGGAUAGGCGCUGGCGCCCCCUAGAGGAGAUCCCCCCCCCCCCCCCCCGUUCGCUGCACCUGGUUGAAAAGGAAACGACGCGAACAAACCCAAACCUGUAUUAAGAAAUCCGCUGACGGAGCUUUAACAACACCCAGCUCCCAAGGACGCUGGAAAAUUGGGGGUGGGGGGAAGGUUGGGGCACCCCUGUGGACGCGAGGCCGCCCCCUAGUGGCCAGCCACUGCAUGUCAGCAACAAUAAAAGAGUCAUCUGCUAA
Molecule: messenger RNA, 1280 nt
Organism: Gopherus flavomarginatus (Mexican gopher tortoise)
Lineage: Eukaryota; Metazoa; Chordata; Testudines; Testudinidae
Gene: TSR2
Product: TSR2 ribosome maturation factor
Exons: 5
Coding region: 41-562 (173 amino acids)
Biological process (GO): maturation of SSU-rRNA from tricistronic rRNA transcript (SSU-rRNA, 5.8S rRNA, LSU-rRNA)
Cellular component (GO): nucleus
Source: RefSeq, a predicted model, not a curated record